AUGAGUCACGCGAAGAUUUUUCUUGUACUUUUGCAGGUUGGUGAAUUAUUUAAUUAGUGAAAUAUCGUGUUGUUUUCAGAUUGUUUUAUUGAGCACUUGCUGCUUUGCGCUUCCAGUGUUUUCUGAAGUUCAAAGGUGAGCUGAGGGAGUAAUUAAUUGAAAAUGAAAACAACGAGGAAAUUACACAAACAGCCAGAUCAAAAAUCUUGGCCAGAGAUGAAUGGAUGAUAAUCAGAAAAACUAUUUUGGAAAAUUGUAGAAUGGUGAACCUUGAAAAUUUCGAAAAAUAUCUUUUUUAAACUGACCUGACGAUUUAAAAUGUUUAAAUGAGAAAACAAAAUAAAUGUUGAUUAUAGGGUUAUUCAAUGUUCAAAAAUUUCCGGAGAUUUUUGGAUCUCACGCUUUUGUUAGUCGUAAUUUUUCAAACUUACGUUAGCCUUAUUUCGAUUCGUUGAAACAGCAAAUAAUUUUCAAAAAAUGUUCUAGUUUUAAAAACAGGGUGCACCAAAAACUAGGGAUGGAAAAACGAUCCCCGCUUACAUGACCUGAUACAUUCCUAUAUACCGAACAAUAAACACAUAGUUUCCUAAAUCAAUAAAAUCAAAAUUUUCAGCCAAGACACCAAUCUCCACAGAUUCAAACGUGCUUUCGAUCGAUUUGACUAUAAUGGCUACUUCGGUUUUGUCCAACUUCAAGAUCCACCAGAGUGGGAAAAAUUCCGAGAAAAUCGCUAUCUUUACAAGCGUUCCAUCCCAACUGUAAAUAAUCAAUAA
Caenorhabditis angaria is the source of this 773-nucleotide messenger RNA. Lineage: Eukaryota; Metazoa; Nematoda; Chromadorea; Rhabditida; Rhabditidae. The record is from the annotation of a GenBank genome assembly.